Tripterygium wilfordii is the source of this 756-nucleotide messenger RNA. Its product is annotated as mannan endo-1,4-beta-mannosidase 4-like. Lineage: Eukaryota; Viridiplantae; Streptophyta; Magnoliopsida; Celastrales; Celastraceae. The transcript has 4 exons. Bases 1 to 756 code for a protein of 251 amino acids. Gene Ontology annotation, molecular function: hydrolase activity, hydrolyzing O-glycosyl compounds. The record is from RefSeq and is a predicted model, not a curated record.
AUGUUGGGGAAAAUAUGUGUUAGUUUCUUGGCUUUUCUUGUUCUCUUGUUACAGCAUGGAUUGAUCUGCGAGUCUCAAGCGGACAUCAGCAAUUUUGUGAAAACAAAUGGAGUCCAUUUUAUGAAGAACGGUAAGACUAUGUAUUUGAAUGGCUUCAACGCGUACUGGUUGAUGAUGAUGGCAAGCGACCCGUCGGCCAGGACCAAGGUCUCCACCACCUUUCAACAAGCAUCAAAGUAUGGCAUGAAUGUUGCCAGAACUUGGGCUUUCAACGAUGGUGGUUACAAUUCUCUUCAGUCUUCUCCCGGAGUGUACAACGAAAACAUGUUCAAGGGAUUGGACUUCAUGAUUGCAGAAGCUAAGAAAUAUGGGAUAUAUGUGAGACUGUGUUUGGUGAAUAACUGGAGAGAUCGUGGUGGCAAAGCACAAUAUGUUCAGUGGGCAAAGGAGCGUGGACAGAAAGUGAGAGACGAAGAUGAUUUUUACACAAACGCAGUUGUCAAACAAUACUACAAAAACCAUGUCAAGACUGUGCUCACAAGAAUAAACACAAUAACUAGGGUUGCAUAUAAAGAUGAUCCAACCAUCUUUGCUUGGGAGCUCAUCAAUGAACCUCGCAGCACCACUGACUUCUCCGGAAAGCAAAUUCUGAGCUGGGUGGAAGAAAUGGCUGCAUACUUAAAGUCCAUUGAUCAAAACCAUCUCCUGGAUAUAGGGUUAGAAGGAUUUUAUGGAAAUUCAGUACCUUCAAGGUGA